Messenger RNA from Setaria italica (foxtail millet), 963 nucleotides. Its product is annotated as ferredoxin, root R-B1. The record is from RefSeq and is a predicted model, not a curated record. Gene Ontology annotation, molecular function: electron transfer activity; 2 iron, 2 sulfur cluster binding. Gene Ontology annotation, biological process: electron transport chain. The coding region runs from base 231 to 668 and encodes 145 amino acids. The transcript has 2 exons. Lineage: Eukaryota; Viridiplantae; Streptophyta; Magnoliopsida; Poales; Poaceae.
AUCACCAAUGGCCGUUUCCCAAGGGUGUGGAUCGGCCAAGCGUAAGACAGGUUGCUUCUGGUUCAGGCACGCCGCUCAACUCCGAGCUAGCACACGGCCUUUAUAAGUUUUCAAUACCGUGCCGAGUAGAGCUCGUGACACUGCUCCUCUGCUUGCGCUGGAAACUCUCGGUGCGGCCGCUCAUCAGCCCAUCGUCCUAGAGGAGGCAAAAACAGGAUCUGAAAUUCCGAAUGAUGGCGCUGGCAACUACUCCAACAAUGUACUCCGUUCCCGCACCGGGCGCCAUGCGGGGCCAGACCUUAUCCCCGCGCGUCGCUUCCCCGGCGCGACCGCGCGCGCGGGCCGUCUCGGGCCGGUUCAGGGCGUCCGCCGCGGCCGUGCACAAGGUGAAGCUGGUGGGGCCGGACGGGUCGGAGAGCGAGGUGGAGGUGGCCGAGGACACGUACAUCCUGGACGCCGCCGAGGGAGCUGGGCUGGAGCUGCCCUUCUCGUGCCGCGCCGGGUCGUGCUCGACGUGCGCGGGCAAGCUGGCGUCCGGGGAGGUGGACCAGUCGGAGGGCUCGUUCCUGGACGACGCGCAGAUGGCCGAGGGCUACGUGCUCACCUGCGUCGCCUACCCCAAGGCCGACUGCGUCAUCUACACACACAAGGAGGAGGAAGUGCACUAGACUGUUGAAGAUUGGUGGUGGUGUUUCGAGUCCUGUGGUAGUGCGUACGUGUGCGUCCUACCAAGUGGUUGGGUGUUCCAGCAACGCACGUUCGCAUGGAUUAUGAGGUUCCUCAGUUGUGUCUAUGAUCAAUGUGUUUCUUGAACGAUCUGGUUUUAUUCCCUCUCUAGUCUGUACGCUAUCUGUCACUCAUACGUGAUCAUUGCAAGAUGGAUGCAGCAAAAGAAAAAUUGAAUUGCUUGUGUGUGUUGUUUUACUCGUAAUAAAGUCGUAAUGAAAGGUUUGCUUCCCCAAA